CAGGGUCUCGGAGAAACAGAGCUGCAACGAGUGAAAGUCUUUUCGGGGUGCAGUUUUCAGUUCUGGAAGCAUGGAAAGCAAUCCAGGGAAGCUACUGAUACUGUAUGCAACCCAAACUGGAAACGCCAUGGACGCGGCGGAGCGCAUCGGCCGUGAAGCUGAACGCAGAGGCUGCCCCGUCGCAGUCCGUUCCGUCGAUGAAUAUGAUGCUAGUUCCUUACCUCCAGAAGGCUAUGUAAUUUUUGUUGUUUCUACCGCAGGCCAAGGGGAUGUACCAGAUUCUAUGAAGGCAUUUUGGAGGUUUCUUCUGCGGAGAGAUUUAGGCAGCAAUUGGCUCGAGGGAGUUCGUUAUGCUGUUUUUGGAUUAGGUGAUUCUGCGUACCAGAAAUAUAAUUUUGCUGCAAAGAGGCUUGAUAAAAGAAUUUUAGAUCUUGGGGCUACAGCUAUUAUUGAAAAAGGCUUGGGAGAUGAUCAGCACCCUUCAGGAUAUGAAGGUGCUUUGGAUCCUUGGAUGUUAUCUUUAUGGGGUAUGCUAUAUCAGAUCAAUCCCAAAUUCUUCCCAAAAGGUCCAGACUUCUCAAAUCCAGAUGCAAAACUAAUUGACCAGCCAAAAUUUCAAAUCACUUAUAAUAACAUUGAGGAGAGGAAUUACCAAUCAUCAACUCUCUCAGAUUUGGAAGGCCUUGAGCUGCAAAUUGAGAGGGCUCGGUCAAUGUCUGGUGGAAAAUCUUUGCGGGACAAGAACAAGCCUGACUGCUUUCUGAGAAUGAUAAGAAAUUACCCUCUGACCAAACCAAGCUGUGGAAAAGAUGUGCUCCACUUUGAAUUUGAGUUUGUUUCAUCGGCUGUUGAAUAUGAAGUUGGUGAUGUCCUUCAGGUUCUCCCCACUCAAAAUCCUGAGGCUGUAGACGCCUUCAUACAGCGUUGUGAUUUGGAUCCUGAAGCAUUCAUAACAGUUCAUCCCAGAGAGAUGGAGAAUCGUCCUCUUGAAGCAAGGAUGGAAACUUCUGAGAUGCCUAUCAAAUUAAGAACUUUUGUGGAAUUGACAAUGGAUGUUGCAUCAGCCCCCCCUCGGCGCUAUUUCUUUGAGGUUAUGAGCUUCUUUGCAACAGCUGAACAUGAGAGAGAGAGACUUCAGUAUUUUGCCUCAUCUGAAGGAAGGGAUGAUCUUUACAAAUAUAACCAGAAGGAACGGAGGACUGUUCUGGAGGUAUUAGAGGAUUUCCCUUCUGUGAAAAUGCCAUUUGAGUGGUUGGUGCAGCUGGUUCCUCCACUAAAGGCAAGGGAUUACUCUAUUUCUUCUUCCCCUUCUGCUCACCCCCAUCAGGUGCACUUGACAGUUGGUGUAGUGUCGUGGACAACACCUUAUAAGAGGAAGAGAAGAGGUCUCUGCUCAUCAUGGCUGGCCAGUCUUGAUCCUGAACAAAGUAUGGGCAUUUACAUACCAGCAUGGUUUCAUAAGGGUUUACUUCCUCCUCCAGCACCAACCCUUCCCCUCAUUCUCAUUGGACCUGGAACAGGCUGUGCACCUUUUCAUGGAUUUAUAGAGGAAAGAGCCAUACAGAGCAUGGAAGGUCCAACUGCCCCUGUAAUGUUUUUCUUUGGUUGCUGGAAUGAGGAAAAUGACUUUCUAUAUAAAGAUUUCUGGUUGUCCCAUUCUCAAAAUGGUGGGGUUCUCUCAGAAACCAAGGGUGGUGGCUUUUACGUUGCCUUCUCAAGAGACCAACCACAGAAGGUUUAUGUUCAACAUAAGAUGAAGGAACAGAGCAAGAAGAUCUGGAAUCUGCUUCGCGAGGGUGCUGCCAUUUACGUUGCUGGUUCUGCAACCAAAAUGCCUGCAGAUGUAAUGUCAGCUUUUGAGGAAAUCAUAUCCACAGAGAGUGGAGCUCCCAAGGAUAUUGCCACAAGAUUGAUAAGAUCUUUGGAAAAAGCUAGUAAAUACCAUGUUGAAGCCUGGUCUUGAGCGACACAUCAUUUUUUCAUGCUUCAUUUAUGCACCAAGAAAGAAACACACUACAGCUUCAAUUCAAGGUACUCAACAUUGGAUUGGGUUUAUGUAACGUCUCAUUGAUGACUUUGGUUCUUAUUUAUUCCAAACAUAAUUCAAUCAAAGUAAUAUUUUAUCAUCAAUAAAAGACGGUGUUCUUCAACAGAAGUGGGAUCUUGGAAGGCAUCAAUGCAAUUAUUGAUGACUAUCGAUCUUGUAUUCUUUGAUUAUAAUAAAGAAUUGUUUUAAUA
Molecule: messenger RNA, 2238 nt
Organism: Rubroshorea leprosula
Lineage: Eukaryota; Viridiplantae; Streptophyta; Magnoliopsida; Malvales; Dipterocarpaceae
Source: the annotation of a GenBank genome assembly